CACGCACGGUCUUCUCACGAGGUGCUGUCCUAUAUCUACUCCACAAAGCACUGUCCUACAUCUAGCCCACAAGGCGCUGUCCUACAUCUACUCCACAAGUUGUUGAUCUACUCUACAAGGCGCUGUCCUACAUCUACUCCACAAGGUGGUGCAUGACAUGGCGCUGAACUUGUUUGGCACACUGAUUCCGCAAUGGUCGCCCACUGUGCCACUCUUGAGGGCUUUCAACGAACAGGAAUAUUGGGAUAUGACCAUUACGAGCGGUGACCUGACCUUUCGAGUCCAUAAAGUGAUUGCGUGCUCUGCCUGCAAAUUCUUCCGGAAGGCAUUGAGCUUCCCCCUCGGAAAGGAGGCCGAUGGCAAUCACAUAGAUCUUCCUGAUGACGACCCAGAAAUGAUUCGGCGAGUGAUCAUCUACCUCUAUACCGGCGAUUAUGAGCCAGCCUGCAGCAUAAAUACCAAGUUCCUGCGAGGGGUCCACCAAUCCCGCGCCAGUGUGGAACAUGCUUCGGUCUACCAUCAGCGAUUCUUCAACACUACAUUCUCUUUCAACAAACCUGCCGCUUACAAGGCUAACUCCGAGUGCGCCUGUAUCGCGAACGCGGUCCUUGGAGAGAGCGCAAACCAGCCAUUUGGUGUUCGCCCUUCCAAUAUACCCCGAGAAGUCUCAGCAAUUGAUCGGGCUGCGAAUACUGUUCAAGUCAUGAACCCUCUGACGAUACACGCGACGAUGUAUUCGCUCGGCGACAAGUACGAAGUUGAGCGACUUUGCGAGCGUGCGAAAGAAAAGUUCCAAAGCUGCCUUUACGAUCACUGGAAUUCUGAGGACUUCAUCGAGGCCGUGCAAAUCGUCUACAGCACCACUCCCGACACCAACCGUGGGCUCAGAGACGUAGUCGUUGAAUCGUUCCAGACCUACUUCAAUGUCGACCUUAAGCAGAUGCCAGGUGCCGAGGAGAAGUUGGCCACUAUCGAUGAUCUCUCCUUUCUUCUGAUGAAGUCGUGGGGCAGCCGAGGGUCAACAAAAGGGACGAACGGAUUCGGCUCCUCAUAACCUCUGCCACCGUUGUGUGCAUGGGUAAUCCGCCAACCCCAUCAGAAAGAGAAAAGUCCCCACCACCAAACGUGGCGGUACA
Messenger RNA from Trematosphaeria pertusa, 1136 nucleotides. RefSeq lists its product as uncharacterized. The record is from RefSeq and is a predicted model, not a curated record. The transcript is spliced from 3 exons. Gene Ontology annotation, molecular function: protein binding. The coding region runs from base 158 to 1054 and encodes 298 amino acids. NCBI's taxonomy places the organism in Eukaryota, Fungi, Ascomycota, Dothideomycetes, Pleosporales, Trematosphaeriaceae.